CUAUUAUUUUCCACUCAGUUCCUCGCAGUUUAAAAUGGCGGCGUUGAGCAGCGCCGAGUCCCCACCGCCCGUCUUUAACGGAGACACCACGGAGCGGGAGCCGGGCAGGGAGCCGGGCCUGGAGGAGCUGGGUGCAGGGCUGGACUCCUCCUGCACGUCGGGUAUCCCCGGAGGUCCGCAGGAUGAGGAGAUCUGGAAUAUCAAACAGAUGAUAAAGUUGACACAGGAACACUUAGAGGCCCUUCUGGACAAGUUUGGAGGAGAACACAACCCUCCUUCCAUAUAUCUAGAGGCCUAUGAGGAGUACACCAGUAAACUGGACGCCCUGCAGCAGAGGGAGCAGCAGCUGCUGGAGGCCAUGGGCAACGGCACAGACUUCUCCUGCUCUCCUGCCAUGCCAGCCCUUCUGGAGGUCAAGAUGGGAGGUUGUGGGGUCCUGGGGGGGGCUCAGGCCUUUCCCUCAGCCCCCAAUACCUUGGCUGUCCUGCAGACCCCCACUGAUGCCGGCCGAGCCAACCCUCGCUCCCCCCAGAAGCCCAUCGUCAGGGUCUUCCUGCCCAACAAACAGAGAACAGUGGUUCCGGCUCGCUGUGGGAUGACUGUAAGAGACUCACUGAAGAAAGCUCUGAUGAUGCGAGGCCUCAUUCCAGAAUGCUGUGCAGUCUAUAGGAUACAGGACGGAGAGAAGAAGCCGAUUGGCUGGGACACAGACAUCUCCUGGCUGACAGGAGAGGAGUUACAUGUAGAAGUGCUGGAGAAUGUUCCGCUCACCACACACAACUUUGUUAGGAAGACCUUCUUCACACUGGCCUUCUGUGACUUCUGCAGAAAGCUGCUCUUCCAGGGUUUCCGCUGUCAGACCUGUGGCUACAAGUUCCACCAGCGUUGCAGCACUGAGGUUCCCCUCAUGUGUGUCAACUACGACCAACUAGACUUGUUGCUAGUGUCGAAAUUCUUCGAGCAUCACCCGUUUACCCAGGAGGAGGUCUCGUCAGAGGGAACCACCCCCCUGUCUGAGGCCUGUCCAUCACUCCCCCCAUCAGACUCCACUGGUUCUAUAUGCCACACCACUGUGUCCCCGUCCAAGUCCAUACCCAUCCCGCCCAGUUUCCGGCCCAAUGAGGAAGACCACCGCAACCAGUUUGGCCAGCGGGACCGCUCGUCUUCAGCCCCAAACGUCCAUAUCAAUACAAUUGAGCCUGUCAACAUCGAUGACCUGAUUCGAGAUCAGGGCUUGCCAAGGUCAGAUGGAGCCCCCCCGACCCACCCCGCCCGCUGCUUGAGGAAGCACCGAACACGGACCUCAAGCCCCCUCCUAUACUCCUACCCCAAUGACAUAGUGUUUGAUUUUGAGCCUGAGCCUGUUUUCCGAGGUUCCACCACAGGGCUCUCGGCCACGCCUCCCGCCUCUUUACCUGGCUCUCUGACCAGUGUCAAGGUUCCACAGAAGUCCCCGUGCCAACAGAGGGAGCGCAAGUCAUCGUCCUCGUCUGAGGACCGCAAUAAGAUGAAAACCCUGGGGAGAAGGGACUCCAGUGACGACUGGGAAAUCCCAGAGGGUCAGAUCACUCUGGGUCAGAGGAUAGGCUCUGGGUCAUUUGGAACUGUCUUCAAGGGGAAGUGGCAUGGUGAUGUGGCAGUGAAGAUGUUGAACGUCACUGCUCCCACACCACAACAGCUUCAGGCCUUCAAGAAUGAAGUGGGGGUCCUCAGGAAAACACGUCACGUGAACAUCCUGCUGUUCAUGGGCUAUACCACCAAACCUCAGCUGGCCAUCGUGACCCAGUGGUGUGAAGGCUCCAGUCUGUACCACCACCUGCACAUCAUCGAGACGAAGUUUGAGAUGAUCAAGCUGAUUGACAUCGCCCGGCAGACUGCUCAGGGCAUGGAUUACCUGCAUGCCAAAUCAAUCAUCCACAGAGAUCUGAAGAGCAACAACAUUUUCCUCCACGAGGAUCUGACAGUAAAGAUUGGUGACUUUGGUCUAGCUACAGUCAAGUCCCGCUGGAGUGGCUCCCACCAGUUUGAACAGCUGUCUGGCUCUAUACUGUGGAUGGCCCCAGAGGUGAUACGGCUGCAGGACAAGAAUCCCUACAGCUUCCAGUCAGACGUCUACGCAUUCGGCAUCGUGCUGUACGAGCUCAUGUCAGGAGCACUGCCCUACUCAAACAUCAACAACAGAGACCAGAUCAUAUUUAUGGUAGGUCGAGGUUACCUGUCUCCUGACCUCAGCAAGGUGCGCAGCAACUGUCCAAAGGCCAUGAAGAGACUGAUGGCCGACUGCCUGAAGAAGAAGAGAGAGGAACGACCUCUUUUCCCUCAGAUCUUGGCAUCCAUCGAGCUGCUGGCACGUUCAUUACCCAAAAUCCACCGCAGCGCCUCAGAGCCUUCGCUAAACCGAGCCGGCUUUCAGACGGAGGACUUCAGCUUGUACGCCUGCGCCUCGCCCAAAACCCCUAUCCAAGCCGUUGGCUAUGGGGAGUUUUCGGCGUUUAAGUAAGUGCUGCAGAUCCCACAAGUCCAUCUCUCUUCGUCACUACUCAAAAGUCUUGUGUCCAUGCGGUGGAUUCAUUCAUUACUGAAAAACUGAAAAAAAUUGUCUCAAAGAAUGUGCUUUAUUCUUCCUCUGUCAACCUGAAGAAGGCAGCCUCACUGGAGUUCUUCCAACAAAAAGCUGUCCAGCAGGCAAACAGCAACGGACACAACUCAAUUAGGAACAAAAAAUACAAAAAACACAAUCAAGAAACUUGAAUCACAAAAAGAAAGGGAAAAAACAAGUUACAAAGCUAUCCAUACCAAAAAGUUUUUGAGGAAGAGACGUCAAACUCCACAGAUGGACUUGCCUGCUGGAGGGAAAAGAUGAAGGCAAAAGGAAGGAGAGAUGGAGGCGAAAUGUCAGAAGUCCAGAUUUAGGGCACCCCUCGUCCCAUCAUUUCCUGUGCAGGUGAGACUGGUUUAUCAGCCAGGUGCUGAACUGCUCUUUGAGGGACUGCAGAAACGGGGCCCAUGGAAGGAGAAAAGAGGCCUGCCGUCCUCCAGUUGAGAUAGGCCAGGUGUAAGCCAGGCUUUCUGGUCACACCACAGGUCACAUAUUGAGCCCCCACAGGGCUCAAUACUGAAAUUCUGCAAAAUACAUGUUUGCCUCCAACAAAUUCAACACCCAUGAGGAAACGGUAAUAGCUGUUUAUCUACGGACAUAUUUUGUUCUACCUUUUCAAACUUCAAAACCUUCAAAUGAAAACAGGAUUCUGGUAGAAAAGUGUGGCGCCUACGCUUUUCCACCGAAAAUAGGGGCUGUUCUUUGGGAGGAAAAAUACUCAUUUGUUUGGUGAUAAAAGAUCCAUGAGAGGGAUUUCUCAUAAAAAGCCUGGUCUAAGCCAACAAAUGAGAUGCUUGUUAAUUAGCCAGCUUCAGCAGUGUUGGAAAGGGACGCUCUACCUUUUCAGAGGUGGUCACGUCGAUGUGAAAAAGCAGCAUAAGCGUGACGUGUUCUGUGACCACAGGAGCUGUUUACAGGGGGUGAAAUGCAGAUUCGUUUGGUGAUGGAAGCUACACAAGAGGGGUUUCUUAUUUAGUUUAAAGAGCCUGGUCAAAGCCAAGCUAGUGGCCAGCCUUUACACUGAACUACGGAGUGUGUACAGUAAGUUGUGACACAGCAUCUUUUCAACAAAGCUUUUAUUUUGCUUCACACAUUUUUUUCCACAAAACCCAACCUCAGAUUUUUUGUUUUUUGUAAUAGCAAUUGCAUGUCGUGUUUCUUUUCCUUUUUCCCCCUCAUGUGGCUUUAAUAUUGCACUCACCUAACAAUGGGGACCGCACUUGCAGCUGCUCACUGAUGGGCUGCAGUGUUACCUGCUGAAAGGACCAGUGAUCCUCUGGAGAGAUCUGUUAGUCACGAAAGGUUUGAAAGUGUUAUUUCAAUCGCACCAUUUACAUCCUCUACACACAUGCACCUGUACUUUUUUUAAUUCCAGUGUGUGUUGAGGGUUGCAGGUGUUAUUACAGGUUAUUUUUAUUUUGUUAUAGUCAGUGUUUGCCUUUUUCUGUACAGGCAGGCCUGCAGAUAUUUACUUAUUUAUGUGAUUUUUGUUGUUUUGUUUAUUUUCCGUACUGCUUUACUUGAAGCGAUCAGUAUUUCUUUUGGCGCUUGUUUUACUCUUUGUGACUCGUGUACUUGCACUUUGUAGAGAUGGAUAGAAGCAAAUGAGCGACUUGCCUUUUCUUUUUUUUAUUGAAGAAUAAAUUGUGACAUACAGAGCUGAUGACCCAAAAUUUAAUUUCCAAUGCAUGAGCCAUCUGCAGAGGCUGAACUGUGAAUAUUUUGCCGGGAAGGCUCAGUUGUUGCUUCAGGACUGUCUUUGAAAAAGCCGAGUAUGUCACCUUACCUGCAGUGAAGAGACAGCUGGUCUGAUGAGUGGAUAUUGUGGAGUUGGAGCACACAGCUGAAGCAUCUAGCCAAACACUGACAGACUGGUUCUUCUCAUCAUUAAGGAUUUAUGUAUUUCCAUCAUUAACUAACCCCACAGCCACAGCCAUGUUAUCACACAUUUUGUUGCCUCUCAUCUUUGUGCCUACAGGACAGAGCUGUGGGGAGUUUAGCGUAGCUUAGCACAAAGAAUGGAAGCAGGGGGGCAGUACUAGCCCUGACCCAGGUGAGUCUUGUACUCAACAAGGCCCUGGAUCACCACCUCCAGUAAUUUGGACAUUUUCCUGUCAAAGUUUUACAAGAAGCAUGUUGAAAAUACAAUCUGGUAGGAAAUGUUAGCAGCAUUAACCAGGGGGGAUUAAAUAUGCCAAAUAGUGAAAAACAUGAUUUUAAAGGGACUUUUUUUUGUUACUUUUCAUCCACUUGCUGUUUUCUUCCAUAUCUUAAAAAAUGGUUAAAAAGAUUGAAUUCCACCAUCCUUUUGUAUUUUUAACAUUCAGCCCAUAACAAAAUUUCAUGAGCCAUUCAAUGACUGAAAUGUUGCAGGCGAGAUCACCUGUAACGCCUCAAGACAUGAAGAGGGAUCGUUUGUUAGCCUCGCUCCAAAACACGAGAUCUACAGUAUCUCUGGACUGAAUGCACAAAGAUGAUAUUUCUGUUGACGUCAUAUUACCCAGGUUAAGACGGCAAACAAAAGAAUAUCCUUAACUGUGAUUCAUAUUUGAAGAGUAACUCAACCCAAAUCUGUGUAGAGCCUGAUAUCUACUGGUGAAAGCAGGAUAAUGUCCAACUGCUAUUGGGUGGUCUUUGACGUCGCUCUGAAGAUACAGGUGCACUUCACCUCGCCCUUGCAGCGUGCCGAGUGCUGCAUAACAGCAACGGUUAUUCCAGGUUCAUUACAACUUUGGUCUAUUAUUCGUAGUUUUGUUCAACAUUCCUGUCACUGUACUUGCCACGUUUAUGGCUGAGAUCUGGCAACACAGAAGGACGGUGACUUUUUGCUCUGAAAGCUCAAAGUGGUUUCAGAGCGCAAAACGGUCGCUCAGGCCAUCUUUACCAUAAUAACACUACUUUAAGAGCAACGGAAGUCAGACUGCGACUGGUAGUCCCUUCGGUGAUGCUCGUCGGAGAACUAUGGUGUGAAGAGGACCUGCUCCUCCAAAAGCUUACACACUGGUCUUUUAACAUUCUUCUUUUGACCAGAAUAGCAACUUCUAAUGGAUGCUGUAAUGUGUUUGCUGUAUGAAUCAAUAGUUGUUCGCCAACACAGCAGUUGUAACCAAUUAGCCAGAUUAUCCUUUUGUCACUGACGUCCUGACGUUAAAUAAGAACUGAAGGGAAACAUAUUGUGGGUCUGUGGGAACCCAGAGCUCUAAGAUGGUACCUCAUAACUGUACAGAGACUGGAGGUGAAUCUAUGUGUAUACAUGUAUUUGAUUACGGCAGUGAAGUCAUUUACAUGACAUUAUUUUGAGUGUUAAUGGAGAAGCUACAAUGUUAGCAUAGCAUAUCCCUGGUUGAUCCAAACUCCAUUCAGAAAACAGGCAUUUUAAAAGUUCUUUGCUUGUUGUCUUGCGGACAGACCUGAAAAGACAUGAAUUCUGACUUCAGACUUCACAAAUCUGCAUUGUGAUGUAGUGAUUUUGUCAUUAUUUUGAUUUGUUUAUUGCAAUUAAAUCACAGCAAAAUCUGUAUAUUUUGAGUUCAUACUGCUGUAGUAAACCACAUUAAUUCAGCUGACAUGACUUGCUACAUUCAGUGACUACAGCUAGGUGAUGAUGUUCUGAACCCAGCCAUGGCGGAUCAGAAGUGUCGGUAUCAAAGAUGCUCCGAUUCUGAACUGUAACUCUCGGGUGCGUCUCGCAAGGCAAACAUUUGCUUUGCAUUUGGUGUGAACACAGCAUAAAGGAAUUAUCCAUGUGCUCAUUGAUUCAGCAGUAAUGCUUGCCCGUCUCUGACAGUGCCAGUGAUGUUGCUGCUUCACAUGGAGCUUUGUUUACCACACAUGUAGUUGAUUCAGGCUGGUCGAAUCAGCACAUGCCUUCUUGUGUGUCCAUGGCUGUGCAGACACUUGUUAGGCACAAACUGGUGUUCAUUGGGUUUUGGAGUGCACUCUCACAGAAACACCUUGUACUAAAUACCAGGCAUCAGCAGAAAGUGCCUGGUUCUACCCAUAGAUUCUAAGGGCUUCUAACCCAUACUUGACUUCCACUAGUAUGCAGGUUAAGGUUAGACUGAUGUAUGGAGACAUUGUAGGCCUUUUAUAAAACAUAACAUAUCCCUCAGUCAUGGAACGCCUCUGAUAUUUCGAGGUCGUCUCUGAAGAAGACCGAGCUGACAUGUUGUGGACCUUCAAAGAUAUGAGCUGGUUCAGGUUGUGAAGGAGACUUUGAGUCACUAGAGAUAGAAAUAUUGCUAACUUCUUGGUCAUGAAAUCUUUGAAGAUGAAUUGUGUUCAGUCAGUUCUGUCAUCAGUAAAAAGUAAUAGCCCAAUAAUACUGGUACUUACAGAAGAGGAUGAGGUCGUGUGGGGAAGAAAAGGAAGGUAAAGAAGUCUAAGUUUAAUCAUUGAAAUCUACAGACUCGGACUUUUGACUCGAUGUUUUAAAUUCUGAUUCAAGGCUAGAAUCCGACUUAGAUUUCUUUCUUUUUAGAUAAAGCCAGACUGAUCUUAGAGCAGCUUUAGUCUGAGAGUGAGCGAGCAGUCCAAGGACUUCCUGUACAUUUCUAUAUUGGCUUAAAUGUUGACAAUGACAUGUUCAUUCUCAACCUUGAAAAGAGUGGUUAAUGAUAUAAGCUCAACUCAAGGUUGACUUAUUUGCUUGUUCUAGAGCUUUUGAUCUUGGUAAUUACUAUUUCCCAGGGCAAGAAUGAAUCCUUGUGUUUGUCUUUCCUUCGACCUCUAUCUGCUGAACCUUCAUAGCAUCUUUGGAAGUAAAUAUUGAGGCUUUGCUCACACACACAUCCUCUGUCUCCUCUUCAUCCAAAACUUUUCCCUUCUCUAUUCUUAAACAUUCUCCUAAAACCCAUCAAUUCCUUUCAAUUGAGAACUAAAAUGAGAAACUUCAUGGAGACCUUUUCUGAUUGUUUUUUUUCACCUGUAAAUAGUUGUACAAAGGAGACACUGUCCGUUUGCUAGGAGGCAUGGAGACUACAAAUGUAACUAAUUAUAAAAUGUUCAAAAUAAAGAGAUGGAAGAUUAAAAGACAUUUUGAUAGGCAGACUUCUGUGAAAAAAACAGUUGAGUGUAAAAAUAUUUAAGGCUGUAUCAUAAGGAGAAAGAGCUUAAUGUAUUUGUUGUGAAUAUGAAAAACUGAUAUAUUAAAGAAGUGCAUGAAAACUGUA
Anarrhichthys ocellatus (wolf-eel) is the source of this 7770-nucleotide messenger RNA. It is a transcript of the gene braf, whose product is annotated as B-Raf proto-oncogene, serine/threonine kinase. Gene Ontology annotation, cellular component: cytosol; mitochondrion; plasma membrane. Lineage: Eukaryota; Metazoa; Chordata; Actinopteri; Perciformes; Anarhichadidae. The record is from RefSeq and is a predicted model, not a curated record. Gene Ontology annotation, biological process: protein phosphorylation; MAPK cascade. Gene Ontology annotation, molecular function: ATP binding; MAP kinase kinase kinase activity.